AUGGUUUUCUCUGUUUUUAAGACUAUAAAUUACCAUAGUGGUGUAAAGGGGAUAGAUGGUGUGCUUAAUACAGUAAUGGCAGGAACCAUCAUGGCUGUUACUAAAAUUCUUGGUGUUUUCUUCAUUUCAUCUCAAGAGUUCCUGUCCAAUGCAUAUGUUUUGGCAGUACUCUUGUUUUUUGCCCUACUGUUGCAAAGGACGUUUCUCCAAGCAUCAUACUAUGUUGCUAUUGAAACGGGAAUCAACUUGAGAGGUGCAAUACAGACAAAAAUAUACAAUAAGAUUAUGCAGCUUUCAACUUCUAACAUGUCUAUGGGGGAGAUGACUGCAGGCCAGAUCUGUAAUUUGGUUGCCAUAGACACAAACCAGUUGAUGUGGUUCUUUUUCCUCUGCCCUAACCUUUGGGCUAUGCCAGUACAGAUAAUUGUAGGAGUUCUUCUCCUUUACUACCUUCUAGGAAUCAGUGCCUUAAUUGGAGCAGCAGUAAUCAUAGUACUUGCACCUGUUCAGUACUUCGUAGCAACAAAACUCUCGCAGGCCCAGAGAAGCACAUUGGAGUACUCCAAUGAGAGACUGAAGAAGACAAAUGAGAUGCUUCGAGGCAUUAAGCUCCUUAAACUCUAUGCUUGGGAACACAUCUUUCACAGCAGUGUGGAGGAAACCAGACAAAAAGAAAUGACUAGCCUCAAGUCUUUUGCCCUUUAUACCUCCAUAUCUAUCUUUAUGAAUGCAGCAAUACCAAUUGCAGCUGUGCUUAUAACAUUUGUGGUCCAUGCUCAUCUGACAAGAAAGGCUGACUUCUCUCCAUCUGUGGCAUUUGCCUCCCUCUCCCUAUUUCACAUUCUUGUGUCUCCAUUGUUCCUGCUCUCUAGUGUGGUUAGAUCCACUGUCAAAGCAUUAGUAAGUGUGCAGAAACUGAGUGAAUUCCUGUCAAGUGAUGAGAUUGAAGAACAUGAUAAAUGUCCAGAGCUAAGAAGUGCAGAUGCUCAGAGCAAAUAUCAGGCAGUGCCUCUCAAAGUGGUUAACCGCAAGAGGCCUGCCAGGGAGGAGUGGAACAAUUACACCUCUCACACAAGAAGACCAAUUAACAUCACAGAACCGGAUGAUUUUUGUGUAAAGAUUACGAACGGAUUUUUCACUUGGACACCUGAAGGUCCUCCAGCAUUGUCCAACAUUGAUAUCCGAAUCCCUCAAGGUCAGCUAACGAUGAUUGUAGGACAAGUUGGCUGUGGUAAGUCAUCUCUCUUGUUGGCCAUACUUGGUGAGAUGCAGAAGAUCUCUGGCAACGUAUCCUGGAGCAGCUGCACUUCUGACAGCGAGAUGGGGGAAGAUAUCAGCCCAGAGAAAGAAUCUGUUGAAAUGGAAUUCAGGAAAAGAGGAUCAGUAGCAUAUGCAUCACAGAAGCCUUGGCUGCUCAACGCCACAGUGGAAGAGAAUAUCACAUUUGAAAGCUCUUUCAACAAACAGAGGUACAAAGCAGUAAUUGAUGCUUGUUCCCUCCAGCCUGAUAUUGACAUUCUCCCUCACGGAGACCAAACCCAGAUUGGAGAGAGGGGUAUUAAUCUGUCUGGAGGGCAGCGCCAGCGUAUCAGUGUGGCAAGGGCACUGUACCAGCAGACAAAUGUUGUGUUCCUGGAUGAUCCAUUUUCUGCCCUGGAUAUUCACCUAAGUGACCAUCUCAUGCAAGAAGGAAUCCUGAAAAUGCUACGAGAAGACAAGCGUACAGUUGUGCUAGUGACCCACAAACUGCAGUACUUGCCCCAUGCUGAUUGGAUAAUAGCGAUGAAAGAUGGCUACAUCCAGAGAGAAGGAACACUCAAGGACAUACAGAAAUCUGAGACUGAGCUUUUUGAACACUGGAAGACACUAAUGAAUCGACAAGACCAAGAGCUGGAGAAGGAGACUACAAUUGAAACUAAAAAUGUUCUGGAAAGAACAAAUCUCCGGAGGACUAUGUAUUCCCGUGAAGCACUGUUGAAAGAUGAUGAAGAAGAUGAAGAAGAAGCAACGGAAAGCGAUGAUGAAGACAACCUGUCCUCUGUGCUACAUCAGAGAGCAAAGAUGCCUUGGAGAGCAUGUGGGAAGUACCUCAGUGCAGCAGGGAUUCUCCUCCUGCCACUGCUGGUUCUGUCCCAGCUGCUGAAGCACACGGUGAUGGUGGCCAUUGACUACUGCCUGGCACGCUGGACAUCAGAUGCCAUUUCUGAGAAGAUGGAGGUAGAGCUGAAAAACUGCUCUCACUGUGAGGUUUUCAACCACUCUCCAUAUUCAAAAAUUUUCAGCAUUCUCUGCUGCCUUGGGAUUGUGUUAUGUCUGGUCACAUCCAUAGCAGUAGAGUGGACUGGCUUGAAAGUCACCAAAAAGCUGCACGCUUCUUUAUUGAAUAAGAUUAUUUUGGCACCAAUGAGGUUUUUUGAAACAACACCUCUGGGAAGUAUAUUAAACAGAUUUUCAGCUGAUUGCAACACUAUUGACCAGCAUAUUCCUGCCACCCUGGAGUGUUUGAGUCGCUCCACUUUGCUGUGUGUAUCUGCUCUGGCUGUGAUUUCAUACGUCACACCAAUGUUUCUCAUUGCCCUGGUUCCCCUUGCAAUCAUGUGUUACUUCAUCCAGAAAUACUUCCGAGUUGCAUCACGGGACCUUCAGCAGCUGGAUGACAGCACUCAGCUCCCAUUACUUUCCCAUUUUUCAGAGACUGUUGAAGGCCUGACCACCAUCCGAGCCUUCAGAUAUGAAGCUAAAUUUCGACAGAAGCUUCUUGAAUACACAGAUUCCAACAACAUUGCUUCCCUUUUCCUUACAGCUGCUAAUCGCUGGCUGGAAGUCCGCAUGGAGUACAUUGGAGCAUGUGUGGUACUCAUAGCAGCUGUCACUUCUAUUACCAGUUGCCUGUAUAGUAAACUCUCUUCGGGACUUGUAGGCUUGGGACUAACCUAUGCUCUUAUGGUGUCUAACUAUCUGAAUUGGAUGGUUCGUAACCUGGCUGACAUGGAGAUCCAGCUGGGUGCAGUGAAAAGAAUCCAUGGCCUUCUCAAAACAGAAGCUGAAAAUUACGAAGGGCUUCUUUCGUCCUCACAGAUCCCUCAGAACUGGCCAGACAGAGGCGAGAUCCAAAUCCAGAACCUUAGUGUCCGAUAUGACAGCAACCUAAAGCCAGUGCUAAAGCAUGUCAAUGCUCAUAUUUCUCCAGGACAAAAGAUUGGGAUCUGCGGCCGAACAGGCAGUGGAAAAUCUUCCUUUUCUCUUGCAUUUUUCAGAAUGGUUGAUACUUUUGAGGGAAGGAUUAUCAUUGAUGGUAUAGAUAUCGCUAAGCUUCCCUUACAGACGUUGAGAUCCAGGCUGUCAAUCAUUCUCCAAGAUCCUAUUUUAUUCAGCGGAACAAUCCGGUUUAACUUGGACCCUGAGAAGAAGUGCACUGACAGCAUGCUGUGGGAAGCAUUGGAAAUAGCUCAGCUCAAGCAUGUGGUGAAGGCACUGCCUGGAGGCCUAGACGCUAUCGUGACAGAAGGGGGUGAAAACUUCAGCCAGGGCCAAAGGCAGCUGUUCUGCUUAGCGAGGGCUUUUGUGCGGAAGACCAGCAUCUUCAUCAUGGAUGAAGCCACAGCAUCUAUUGACAUGGCAACAGAGAACAUACUCCAGAAGGUGGUCAUGACUGCGUUUGCUGAUCGUACUGUGGUUACAAUAGCACACCGCGUGCACACGAUCCUGAAUGCAGAUUUGGUCAUUGUAAUGAAGAGAGGGCUUAUUUUGGAGUAUGACAAACCUGAGGUUCUGCUGGAACAAGAAGACAGUGUAUUUGCUUCUUUUGUACAAGCAGAUAAGUAAUUUAAAAAAAUGAAGCAUUUUAAAGUACAGUUGUAUUAUUCAUUUUCUAAAAAUGUAAAAUACCUAUAAAUGUAAAAAUGUAAAUACUAUUUCAUAAUAAAUCUGAACUUUUCCUUUUUUAAUGAAAUAAGCAAUGUCUCCACCUGAAGCAUUAAUAAAUUAUCCAUGUACCUUUCUUUUUUGUAUACUACUAUUCUUUUUUAUUUUGCUACCAAAGAAAUCAUGAAGUAUUGUUGACCAAACCUACACAGAUGAAAUAUGACAAGAUACACGUCAAACAGAAGCGUGGCCAGCAUGGAGCUCUUGUGCAACUCUUAAAUCUCUCUUGUCAUUUUGUUACUGUGUGAUUUUAUAUGCAUUGUAGCCCCACCAUAGAUAAUGCUUAUUAUUGACUAAAUGCAGAAGAAAAAAUAAUAUACCAAAGGUAUUUCUGGAAAGCUUAUUUGCUCUUUUAAUUAUAUGACUAUGUAAAGCUUUAAUAUCUAAAUAUAAAAUCUAUAAAACAUUUCAUUGUGGUUCGUUGAUACUACUUGUGUCUCUUGGUCUCUCCCUUAAUGUCUUUAAAAAAUUAAUCACAAUUUGAUUUCUUUAGGUUUUCCUAGGCUGCCUUGCACCUACCCCUAUUGAAUUAUAUUACACUGAUUCCCAAGGGCCAGACUCCCUCCCAAACAGCGAGGAAGCUAAGAGGAGGGAGGCUGUGAUGAAGUAUCAGUAUUUAAUGCACGCUAUUUCCAGAUACAGCAGUUAAUCUCUAAAUUAUCCCUCCAGAGAUGGUAAGCAAAAAGCAUUAAACCUUUCACUGUAGCUCAGAGCCCCGGGGACUUGACUCAUUCUCUGCUCCUUUCACAUACUUCGCCCACCGAUACUGUUUCUGCAUUCACUGUGAUCCUUACCUAUAAAUUAUGUAUACUUAAGAAAACUUGUAAUCACUGAAAUUAUCCUAGCUUAACUGGACAGCUGCUCCUGCCCUAUCACCUGACUGUAACAUUCAUUCUAGCAGUUAAAAUGGCAGUGUUGCAAUGAGAGAUUAAAAGGAAUUCUUCACUGGUAUUCUUUUCAUAGUAACUUUUGUUUCACAUCCUUUUUUGUCCUUUUCCCCUUUUUGAAGAGCUCAGCAUUUGGGAAGUGGAUUG
Meleagris gallopavo (turkey) is the source of this 4958-nucleotide messenger RNA. Lineage: Eukaryota; Metazoa; Chordata; Aves; Galliformes; Phasianidae. The record is from RefSeq and is a predicted model, not a curated record.